Molecule: messenger RNA, 2246 nt
Organism: Chlamydomonas reinhardtii
Lineage: Eukaryota; Viridiplantae; Chlorophyta; Chlorophyceae; Chlamydomonadales; Chlamydomonadaceae
Exons: 1
Coding region: 112-306 (64 amino acids)
Source: RefSeq, a predicted model, not a curated record
GUCUACUGGUUUUGUGGCCGCUGCGGUUCCCAUCGCGGCGCCCAAUCCGUGCGAUCCGAAGACCGGCCCCCUUUGGAGUUUUGACUGUUCUUUUCCCCGCUUUUUCGUGUCAUGUUCCGAUUCUGCCGGCAAUCCGAUGGACGUGCGAUGGGACAAUGUUUAGGCAGGUCGGGGGCACCCUUUCAGACGGACGGGCUGAGCCUGCGGCUGGCCUUCAUAACGACCUUGGACAUGCAGCCACACGUCAAGCCGUUCCCCUCAAGCAAAGGCGGAGGCUGCCGCAGCAGCGGCUGCAGCGGCUGCUGAGCACAGCAGGCGUACGGGCUGCCAAGCGCAAAAGCACACCUCAACCGUGGACGUAGUGGCUCGGCUAGUGGCGGCGUCAGUGGUCGAGGCGGAGGGUGGGGCACACGCAGCGGCCAGCAGCAGCGCUGGCGCUGAGCGUACGGCGCAGGCAGGUGGAGCGGCCAGUGCCAUUUUGGGCGGCGGCGGCUGUGGAUUGCAGUCCGGAGCCCAUCAUGGUCGGGGAUGACAGAUAGAAUUGGCCGCGCCAAGCCCGUGGUGGCAGUCAUCAGUAAGCACGGCAUCAAGCGGCCUGACACGUCGACUUUCCUUCGUGAGGCCUAAUACCGAGAUAUGGGACUGGCGCAGAGCAGGAAGUGGAGCGAGGGGCCCGCCGGCCAGCCAGCUGUGCGCGCCGCCCUGGACGCGCUGUCGGCAGCUGAGCCCGUGGAGCGGCCCUCAGUGAUUGCCCCGGGCAGCGUGGGCUUCAGCCCCAACAGCCGCGGGGGAGCUGUUGGCGCCGACCACAGUACUGCGGGCUGCGCUCGUCUGCGCCGUACGUCAAGCUGGCGCGCGCAAGUGGGCGAUAGGCACGUGGGGCUGCACGACAUGUGGGAGCACAGCACGUGGGUGUGCCGCUGCAUGCGCAUGGGGGGAGCGGUGAUGGAGGCGGCCCUGGUGCACACGUCAAGCGGUGCGCAGGCGUGGACGGCAGCUCCGGGCUGUGGCCCGGUUGCUGCCGGUCCGCAGUGGGCGCAUCCGCUCGUGCAAGCAAGAAGUGCGGCCAGGCAGGAGGCAGGGCGGAGCACAAGGGCGACCGGGACGUACGUGCAAGCGGCGCGCGACAUGCUGUGGGUGAUGCAGCACCAAUACUAAGGCGCACCCCGGCCGUAUUACUUCAGCCGCCAGCCGGCGACGGGCGGCAGUGGUGGUGUCCCAACGGCGGCCGAGGGGGAGCUUCUCAGGUGGCCGAGGUGGAGCUGCUCAGGUGGAGCUGCUCAGGCAGGUGGCGGGACACAAUUCGGCCGUGGUGGCGGCGGCAUGGUGGUGUGCAAUGGCGCUGGUCAUUGUCACAGCACGACAGCGGCGGCGGCAUAGGAGCAGGCGAGAUUACCGUAUUAGCUGCCUGGCUUGUCCGACUGUACGACUCAUGCAAUCCAUGCGAUGUGAGGGGGCAGUGGCCAUGCGGGGCAGCUAUGUUAUCAGUUGACGAGUGCGGACCGCAUUGCGUGGGGCCGUGGGGCUAGCAGGUGAUGGACCAGCAGGCAAAGUGGCUGGUGUGCAAUGUAUGGAGUCGUAUGGGCAGGCAGGGUAUUAUGGACUGCUGAGCCGUGGGCUGGAGCUGGGGUAUUGUGGACUGCUGAGCUGUGGGCUGGAGCUGGGGUAGUAUGGACUGGGCAGGGUGCUAAGCCCGUGGUGACGUCUGCGCCACCAAGUGUCGAAACGCAUUGGGCGAAUGAAGGCGGUCCCGUCACUGGAUGGUGGUCGCUCUUGCGGGUGGGGCGCGGCAGUUGGUCGAGUGUAGGUGACCUGGGCCCCCGGUGAACCUAUGAGCGGUUUAGUUAACAUCAGCCCUGACAGGGGGCCGCCCUUGUGGUUUUGUGCACCAGACGGGGGUUCGAACUUUGUGGUAUGUUGUUUGGUUUGGGCGGAGCGGUUGUAGAUUUCUCUAUCUGGGCUUUCCUGUGCCACAUCCCUUCCUGGCCCAACGGAAACGCCCAAGCAGAGCCUGGCUAGCUAUCGAGUCCUUGUACCAGAGCGUUCAUGCUGCAGAAGAGCGGCAUGAGGAGGGGGUGCAGGCCAGGGGAGGUCCUCCCCUUGAUGCAGAGUGUGCGGAGCGGUGCAAAGGUGAGAGGUCGUCACCCUAGCCACAACUCCCCGUCGCAGGCUGGUGUUGGGAGUGCAAGCAGCUAGUGUCCUUUUGAAGGGGUUUGGCCGCUGGGGUUUGAUAAGGUUGGUCCGUU